Molecule: messenger RNA, 237 nt
Organism: Clonostachys byssicola
Lineage: Eukaryota; Fungi; Ascomycota; Sordariomycetes; Hypocreales; Bionectriaceae
Source: the annotation of a GenBank genome assembly
AUGGAGGCUGCGAUGCGACUCAUGCAGUCGGGUGGCCAUAUGAGAAAGAUCUUUUUGCUAGACGAAAACAGCACCUACCCCGUUGCUAGUAACAUUGCUAGUCUUGGAGUUCCAUUAUUGUUGAACGAGGUGCCAAGAACACUAUCAUUGUCUCUUGCAGUGCUUAAAAGCCACUCUGCAGUGCUGACUUCAAUCCAAUCUGACGCCAACAAAAGAUUUCAGGCAUAUUGCCCGUAA